Molecule: messenger RNA, 1213 nt
Organism: Papilio polytes (common Mormon)
Lineage: Eukaryota; Metazoa; Arthropoda; Insecta; Lepidoptera; Papilionidae
Exons: 5
Coding region: 282-1139 (285 amino acids)
Source: RefSeq, a predicted model, not a curated record
AAUUUCACAAUGAAAAUUUCGAUUACCCCUAUUCCCGAACUGACCAAACCCUUCCGUUUUGCAUUUAACAAAAAACACAUUUCACUUAAGUAAUGUGAUAAUUACAGUCAAAAGCGAUAAUGUUUCAACAAUAAUAACAUUGAGUGUUAUUGUACUCUACUAAUCUACAUUUCCGGGCAGAAGUUUCAAUUAUUAGCUGAUAACAAAUGUCAAAAUAAAGUUUCUUAUCAUAUGUUAUGAAUGCACUGUAGAGCACCCAGUCUCGAGUAAAAAUAAAUAAGAUGCUCUUAACUUUAAGUAGCAGAACACAUUACUUUACAAAAAUUAGACCUGUAAAAUUCCAUAAUGCUUUCUUAUCCACUGCUGUUCCUAAGGAAGAAAAAGUUAAAGUAGGCAACUAUAAUAUAAAUUAUGUUCGAGUGGGGAAUGGUCCACAUCAUGUAUUUUGUAUGCCGGGCGCACUGGGAACAAUAUGGACUGAUUUCAAACCUCAAAUAGAAGGAUUGAAUAGAGAAAAAUUUACGAUAUUAGCAUGGGACCCUGUGGGUUACGGCAAAAGUAGACCUCCAGAAAAGGAAUUUACUCCUGAUUUUUAUGAAAAAGAUGCAGAUGUUGCCGCUGAGCUUCUUAAGCAACUGAAUAUACCAAAGUCUUCGAUAUUAGGAUGGAGUGAUGGUGGAAUAAGUGGCAUGAUUUUAGCUGCAAAAUACCCAAGUGUGGUGAAUAAACUUGUGAUAUGGGGAAGCAAUUCAUUUAUGUUGCCAAAUGAGGUUGAAGCAUUAAAAAAGAUUAGAGAUGUUAAAACAUGGUCAGCUAAGAUGCGUGAACCGAUGAUAGAAGCCUAUGGAGAGGAGAAGUUUGCAGAGUACUGGGCAAGAUGGGUAGAUGGUAUGGUGGCCAUAGGUCAAACUCAAGAUGGAAACAUUUGCAAUGAGAUCAUAAAAGACAUUAGCUGUCCCACAUUUAUAUUGCACGGGGGAAAGGAUCCUCUAGUUGACAAUGUACAUGUAUCAUAUCUUCAUACGCGUAUAGAAGGAUCUAGAAUCCAUUUAUAUCCAGACGGAAAGCAUAAUAUUCACAUUCGUUAUGCUGAAGAUUUUAAUAAGAAGAUUCAAGAAUUUUUACUAUUACCAAAUUGACCUUGCAUAACUUUUUAUUUAUUGUAAUUUAAAAAGGUGAGGUGAUAACUUUAAUUCAAAAAUUAAAAAACUUA